UGGACGAACAGCAGCUUUGGAGAGGAGAAACAAGGAGAUAUAUUUAGUUUGGUUUUAGGCAAUCUUCCCCCGAAAGAAAUGGCUGUUUUGGAAUUAACUAUGGUUGGUGAACUGAAUGUUGAAGCUGGUGGUGCUGUGAGAUUUGUUUUACCUAAAGUGCUCAAACCUCGUUACACACCGACAGGAAGCAAUAACCCUCUGGCACCCGAAGUAUCUUCCGAUAGUGGGGCAACUGCAAAACAAGGGACUGGACCCGAUUCUUACCAGUUCAGCCUUGAAAUAGUUGAUGCACCAAACAUUGAUAAGGUGACAUCACCAUCACACAAGAUUUUUGCUGACAAUGACGGCGAAAAGAUCAAAGUGACUUUAACGGAAGUAAAACAAACUGAUAUUGUCAUUUUAGUGCAACCAAAAGAGAUAAACAAGCCAUUAAUUAUUGUUGAACCAGGUUUAUCAAAUGGUGAAAACAAUUUUCAAAAAUCUUCAGCAAUCAUGGUGAGCUUCAUCCCAGAAUUCAAGGGUGAAAAUAAUUGUCUUCAAGCAGCUUGUGAAUUUGUGUUUGUAAUUGAUCGAAGUGGUAGUAUGGCUGGAUCCUACAUCAAAGAUGCAGCUGAAACACUUCUACUCUUUCUUAAAAGUAUUCCUGAAGGAUGUUAUUUCAAUAUAAUAGGUUUUGGCAGCACAUAUGUUCACCUAUUUCCAGAAAGUGUUCCAUACAAUCAAAAAAAUUUGGAAACAGCUGUAAAACAUGCAAAGAAUCUUCAAGCUGAUUUGGGUGGUACUGAGCUAUUUGAUCCACUUAAAGAAAUAUUUAGUCAUGCAGCAAAGAAAGGUUUGCCAAGGCAGGUGUUUGUGCUAACUGAUGGAAGCAUAAGUAAUACUGACUCUGUCAUUCAACUUGUUGAAAAAAACUUCAACAACUCCAGAUGUUUUUCUUUUGGUAUCGGCUCUGGUGCAUCAACGACUUUAGUGAAAGGCAUUGCACAUGCUGGCAAAGGUGCUGCUGAGUUCAUUGUAUCUGGAGAGAGGAUGCAACCUAAGGUGAUAAGAUCACUGAAAAAAGCCAUGCAACCUGCUGUGACAGAUGUUCAAAUUUCAGUCACUGUUUCUGAGAAUAUAACAGUAAAUGUAGUUCCAAAAGAAAAGCUUCCACCUAUUUUUAUUGGUGAAUGUCUCAUUGUAUAUGCAAUUCUUCAUGACAAGUCACCAUCCUCUUCACCUCAAGAAGGAAAAAUACUCCUUAGUGGUGAUUUACUUGGAGCUAAAGUAGAGCAUAAGAUGAAGUUUCCAAUCAAACCAGCAGUGAAAAAAGAGACUGCUUCCCAAGUGUCAACUAUUCACCACCUUGCAGCCAAGAAGUUGAUAAAAGAAUUGGAGUUGGAUGGUGGAAAAAAGGCAGAGAUAAUCCAGCUAAGUUGUGACUCCAAUGUUAUAUCAUCACAAACUGCAUUUAUUGCCAUUGAUGAAGAUAGAAAACAAGCAGUUAAAGGAAGUUUGCACAGUUGGGAUUUAAUGCCUCAGGAGGAGGAAGAGUUCAUGUUGAUGAGUUUGAUGACUUACAGUGCAAGUAGCAAUUCGGAUGAAAUUGCAAGUUGUGCAACUAGGGGGCGAAGUUUAUCUCCAGAUCCAAUACUCUUUAAAAUGUGUAAAAGUGAAGAUGAAACCCUAAGUUUAAAAGAGGCAAAUCAUUUUUAUGGAGGUUUUGAUGAUGAUGAUUUAGAAUAUCAAAGUUUAGGGAAUGUCAAACAUGACAGAGAUUCAAGUAAUCCACUUUCACAGAUAAUCAAUCUUCAGCUAGCAAAUGGUGCCUGGGAAUUGACGUCAGAAUUAUCAAAUAUGGUUGGUAAAUCAAUAACAGAUCUAAAAGAUGCCUGUCCAGUGUCAUGCAAUGGAAAUAUGAUGACAAUAUGGGCAACAUGUAUUGUUUUGGCAUAUCUGGACAUUCACUUAUCCACUGUUAAAGAUGAAUGGGAGUUGGUUGGUAUGAAAGCAAAAUCUUGGCUUAUGAUGCAAGUUCUACCACAAGGAUAUUCCUAUGAAGAUUUACUUGAAAAAGCAAACCAAAUUCUCAAGUCUCAGCCUCCCGCGAUCUCCGUGAAUGCAAAACUACUAUUAAAAUGAAACACCCCGAAAUUCAAAACGCGCUUCUUGCAAAGUGUUGUAAUCUUUCUACCGGCAUAUCACUCCUAAUUUUCUUUAUUUUGCAUAUAUUUACGUGAUAUUUGAAAUAAAUUCGUGUUGAAUCUCUUAUGUAACUUA
Molecule: messenger RNA, 2259 nt
Organism: Xenia sp. Carnegie-2017
Lineage: Eukaryota; Metazoa; Cnidaria; Anthozoa; Malacalcyonacea; Xeniidae
Product: von Willebrand factor A domain-containing protein 5A-like
Exons: 6
Coding region: 79-2121 (680 amino acids)
Source: RefSeq, a predicted model, not a curated record